CUCUUGGGUCUCUUCCGGUGUAUAGAAAUUGUGUACCUGUUUGGAAUACAAAACUGGGAGCAGAAUGUUGCUGGAUCUCAUUUACUGGUUUCGAUGUCCUGUGGCCUGAUUAGCAAAGAACCUGGGAGACCCUCUAAGCCACAGAAUGGAGGUGGUGACCUUUGAGGAUGUGGUUGUGAACUUCAGCAAUGAGGAGUGGAGUUUGCUGAGUCCAUCCCAAAAGAACCUUUACAGAGAUGUGAUGGGUGAAAUCUUUAGGAACAUGGCUGCAAUUGGAGGACUUGGGGAUAUCCAGGAAGCUGAAAAAGGAGGCAAAAUUUACUGGAGAUACUUAAGAAAUGACAAGCUAGGGAAAUCUUAUGGACAUACAUCUUGGAAUCAGUGUAAAGAAGUAUUCCUUUGUACUGCAGGAGGUAAUGUGAAUGUGAAAGAAACAGAAACAUACCACAAUGUUCAGAUCUAUGAAAAAUAUUGCAGUGGAGGGAAACCCUAUGUAUGCAAGCAAUGCGGGAAUGGUUUUACUACACAUGGAAUUUGUAAGAAACACGAAAUAAUUCACAGAGGAGAGAGACCCUACAUAUGUAAGGAGUGUGGGAAAGCUUUUACAACACAUACAUAUUGUCAAGUAAAUGAAAGUCUUCACUCUGGAGAAAAACUUUAUGAAUGUAAGCACUGUGAGAAAGCUUUCAGCACAUGUACUUAUUGUGUAAUCCAUGAAAAAAUUCACACUGGGCAGAAAUCGCAUAUAUGUAAGAAAUGUGGGAAAGCUUUUAGCAGGAAAAUUCAUUUUCAAAUACAUGAAAAUGUUCACACUGGAGAGAAACCCUAUGUGUGUAAGCAAUGUGGAAAAGGUUUCACCCAACAUGGACAUUGUAAGGAACAUGAAAGAAUUCACACUGGAGAGAAACCAUAUGUAUGUAAGCAAUGUGGGAAAGCUUUUAAUACACGGGGAGACUGUAAUAAACAUGAAAGAAUUCACACUGGAGAGAAACCCUAUGUAUGUAAGCAAUGUGGGAAAGCUUUUACCAGACCUGGAUGUUGUAAGGAACAUGAAAGAAUUCACACUGGAGAGAAACCAUAUGUAUGUAAGCAAUGUGGGAAAGCUUUUAACACACGUGCAAGUUAUAAGGUUCAUGAAAGAAUUCACACUGGAGAGAAACCAUAUGUAUGUAAGCAAUGUGGGAAAGCUUUUAACACACGUGCAAGUUAUAAGGUUCAUGAAAGAAUUCAUACUGGAGAGAAACCCUAUGUAUGUAAGCAAUGUGGGAAAGCUUUUAACACAUGGGGAGACUGUAAGAAACAUGAAAGAAUUCACACUGGAGAGAAACCAUAUGUAUGUAAGCAAUGUGGGAAAGCUUUUAACAAACGUGCAAAUUGUAAGGUUCAUGAAAGAAUUCACACUGGAGAGAAACCAUAUGUAUGUAAGCAAUGUGGGAAAGCUUUUAAAACACAUGGAGAUUGUAAGAAACAUGAAAGUUUACAUUCAAUAUAAAACCAGUGUAUAUAAGCAUCAUGAGAAUGGUUUCAGCACACAUACAUAUUGCAUAAUGCAUGAAAAUCUUCACACUGGGCAGAAAACUAACAUAUGUAAGGAAUGUGGGAAAGGUUUCAGCAGAAAUGCUCAUUGUCCAAUACAUUAUAAAAUUUACUUGCUUGAGAAACCCUGUGUAUGUGAAGAAUGUGGGAAAGCUUUCACCACAUAUGGAUUUUUAAAAAUACAUCAAUAAGUUCACACUGGUGAGAAAGCCUAUA
This is a messenger RNA of Cavia porcellus (domestic guinea pig), 1752 nucleotides long. Its product is annotated as zinc finger protein OZF-like. Gene Ontology annotation, biological process: regulation of transcription by RNA polymerase II. The transcript is spliced from 4 exons. The coding region runs from base 146 to 1492 and encodes 448 amino acids. Lineage: Eukaryota; Metazoa; Chordata; Mammalia; Rodentia; Caviidae. Gene Ontology annotation, molecular function: RNA polymerase II cis-regulatory region sequence-specific DNA binding; DNA-binding transcription repressor activity, RNA polymerase II-specific. Gene Ontology annotation, cellular component: nucleoplasm. The record is from RefSeq and is a predicted model, not a curated record.